Molecule: messenger RNA, 2369 nt
Organism: Drosophila suzukii
Lineage: Eukaryota; Metazoa; Arthropoda; Insecta; Diptera; Drosophilidae
Gene: Idua
Product: alpha-L-iduronidase
Biological process (GO): carbohydrate metabolic process
Molecular function (GO): L-iduronidase activity
Source: RefSeq, a predicted model, not a curated record
CGGCUUUAGCUUUUGGGUUAGCUCACUCCGACAGAUACAGACACACCGAGAGAUAGGAGGGAAGGUGAGAGAGCCACUCUUAUCAGCAGCGGCAUCGACAAAUCGAAGACAAAACAAAAGCCGUCAUUAAUCCCGCAGAGAAAGUCGAGCGCAUCGCUUAUCGCACGGAAUGCUGCCGCUGCUCUUGAUUAUUGCGACUCUCGCCAGGAUCGACGCCCACUACACGAGCGGGGAUGUGGUCUAUCACUCGAUGCCGCACUUCUGGACGGGCGUGGGCUUCUGUCCCGCCGGCCGGAUCGAUCACGAGGGGAUUAGCACCGCCCUGGGCGAUCCCGCCCUCCGGAUCAAUCUCCGCCAGAUUUCCGCACUGCCCGUGGGCGCGGUGACCCAUAUUCGCAUUCACUGGCUGCUUGAGCUGGUCCAAUUCUUGCAGUACGACCCCAGUGGAAUUCCGAUUUAUGAUUUCUCCAAGUUCGAUGAUUUCAUUGAUUUCCUGCACGAGGAACUGCGCCUGUCUCCGGUUAUGGAGUGGAUGGGCAAUCUGGGUGGGGUCUUUUUGGAAAACCCUUUGCACCAAGCUUUCUACUGGGAGCACUUGGUUAAAGCCACGGUCAACCACCAGUUGGCGCGACAUGGGUCCUCCAGAUUAGCUAACUGGCGCUACGAAACUUGGAAUGAACCCGACCUUCGUGGGUACAACAAGCUGAAUUUUACGGAUCUGUCCUACCUGGAUUACGUCCAAGCUGUGCGUCGUGGUCUAAGUAAAGCUGGAAACGUGGACGCCCAAGAUGGCAAGCUCCAGCUUCCCAUGUAUCGAUCUUUGCGAGGUCCUGCGGGUCUCUUUAAGGACCCCAACAACCAUCCGCUCUGCUGGAAGCUGUUGGAGCUAUGUAGCCAAAGAGUUGUAUAUUGUCCCAUAGAUGUACUCACUUUUCAUCGAAAGGGAGUCGAAGGAACUGCAACGGAGAUCGUAAAUGGUUCGCUAUCCUUGAUGGCAAAAAUCUACGAGGAGUAUCCCAAUCUCAAGCAACUUCCGGUGGCCAAUGAUGAAUCAGAUCCUGUGGCUGGUUGGAGUACUCCACGAGAGUUUCAGGCGGAUGUUCGCUAUGGAGUUACCCUGAUUUCCACGGUGAUGCAGUUUUGGCAUGCCAGGCUAGCCGCCGGUCCUCUUAGCAGUUUGGAGUCGAUUAGUCAUGAUAACGCUUUCCUGAGCUACCAUCCCCACGAGUUCACGCAGCGCACGCUGCUUGCCCACUUUCGGAUGAACGAGACUAACCCGCCGCACUCGCAGUUCAUCCAGAAACCAGUCUAUGCUGCUAUGGGAAUGCUGGCGAAGUUGGGCAACCGAGCUGCGGCUGUGGAACUGGUCAACAUGGAUACCAAGCACAGCGUAGAGGUCUUGCGUACCGUGUCUGGUGGAGUGAGCGGUCCUGGACAGUACAUGGCCACUAUAUUCCUGAGUCCCGAGGAGGCGGGACCAAAGAGGACGGCCUUCCAUCAUAAGUACACGCUGAACAUGUCGAUAGCAAAUGAGUCUGCGUUUGUCACGGAGCUUCUGGUGCCACAGACCACAGAUCCGUACUACUUGUGGCAGCAGGCGGGAAGUCCAGCGUAUCCCAACGUAACUCUAAGGGAAGCCAUGCGAAGGGCUCAGACUCCUAAGCUCUACAAGACGGGACCCAUCUGGCAGUAUAACAGCGAGCUAGUAAUCAACUCCGCCAGCAUCCCUCUGCCCUGGGCGAUGCUGCUCCGAGUGUGUUCCGCAUCGUGGCCCAAGCUGCGCCGGCCGCAGCAACUCUCGAUCGCGGAGGUAACCCAUCGCGAAGUCUUUAUCAGCUGGAUGGAGCACCCUAAAUCCACGCAGUGCCUUCUUAGCUACGAGGUGUGGUUCAAGGAACGCGACAACCUGGGCCACUCCGCCGACUGGCUGCUCAUCUCCCGCGGCUGGCACCUGCCAUAUCCGUCUUUUCAGUAUGCGCCCGGAGACAAGGGAUCCGUCAAUGGUUUCUACAAAGUUCGUGGGGUGGAUGUGUUUAAUGAAACCAGCCCUUACUCACAAAUAGUCGAAUAUCUGGAGUUGUAGUUCAACAAGCAGUUUAUGAAUCAAAUGAACAUAUUUAGGCAAUGUGAAAGCAAACAUAAUCAGGUUUCGGCUUGGCGCUUGUGAACCCCUCCUACUCUCUAUCUGUCUCUCUUGGAAUGGACUGACUUCACCGGCACAAUCUUCUGGACUUGCGCCUUCGCCUUAACGCCGGCAAUAUCAUAUAUACAUUAUAUAUAUAAAUAGAUAUACAUAUAUAGUACAUUAUCUGUGUUGUGUUCGUAAUAUAUAAAUGCCUUUAUCCUGCGACGGAAUCGGCUAAAGCGUA